CUGUGUUCUCCUGUCUUGUGCUCCAGCCCCUUCCCCAGGGAGGAGAUGAUCAGCUUCCUGCUGCUUGUUGUCCUGACAGCCUCUGUCUGUGCAGGAAAAAUACAGGUGAAUGUGAGCCAGGCUGUCUAUCAGGCAGAGGAGAACAGUAACAUCACCAUGGAGUGGACCGUCACUCCCAUCAUGCCCCUCACCGACUUCAGCAUCGAUAUCUCCUUUAGGGAAUCUCAAUAUAAGCACUUUACGUCUGUAUAUAAAAUGCAUUAUGGUGUUGAGCAGCGAGAAUAUCAAGAUGAGAAGUUCACAGGACGAGUUCAGGUGGACAAAGACGAGCUGAGAAAAGGAAACAUCAGACUUCAUCUGUCCAGCCUGAGGACCAGCGACUCAGGCAGCUAUGAUUGUCAUGUGUUCACCAGAGAUGAAGUUAUCGCCACCGAAUCUUCACUCAGCGUCACUGCUGCGACACCCCGACCAGAGGAGCCAGAGCACACAAAAGGUGGAAGGGCUUUUGUCUUCGGAGCAGCACCAGCAGCUCAAGCAGUUCUCCUUCCUGUAGUAGCUGUAGUAGCAGCAGCAGUCGUAGUAGUUUGUUGAGCCCGUUGUCUUGGAAGUAUGUUCACAUUUCCUAUAUACAGGGUGUCCAUAAAGUCU
This is a messenger RNA of Myripristis murdjan (pinecone soldierfish), 648 nucleotides long. RefSeq names its product V-set and immunoglobulin domain-containing protein 1-like. The transcript has 4 exons. The record is from RefSeq and is a predicted model, not a curated record. Bases 46 to 591 code for a protein of 181 amino acids. Gene Ontology annotation, biological process: cellular response to lipopolysaccharide; cell surface receptor signaling pathway; T cell costimulation. Gene Ontology annotation, cellular component: external side of plasma membrane. NCBI's taxonomy places the organism in Eukaryota, Metazoa, Chordata, Actinopteri, Holocentriformes, Holocentridae.